Molecule: messenger RNA, 3418 nt
Organism: Bombina bombina (fire-bellied toad)
Lineage: Eukaryota; Metazoa; Chordata; Amphibia; Anura; Bombinatoridae
Gene: PWWP3A
Product: PWWP domain containing 3A, DNA repair factor
Exons: 14
Coding region: 272-2665 (797 amino acids)
Source: RefSeq, a predicted model, not a curated record
AUCAUGAAAAAAAAAUUUAGUAUCCCUUUAAGUGUUUGUCAUUACACUGUAAUACAUGUGUGAAUUUUUAAUAUUUUCUGUUUAAAACUGUAAUGUAAUGUUUUUAACUGUUAUGUCGUGCUGCUGCUGUCUUUUUAUUGGAGUCUGUCUUUAGGCUACUGAUGAUACAGCAUGAAAGAGAUCAGCAUAAUAUCUGAGCCACAGGACCAUGGAGAUUAAAACGUGAAAAAGUCUGAAGUUGUAUAACUAACAAUACACAUGAAAAGCAAUCAUGAGCUCUCCAGGAUACGUGUUCUGCAAAUGGAAGAAGCAUUUUUGGCCAGCUAAGGUUUUAUCGUCUCACAGCCCUGUAUCUGGGAACAGCAAGAUGAGUGUAGAGAUACUUUGCUUGGAUGAACAGAUACAUGUGAAGCACAAAGACACAAAGCCCUUGGAGAAAACUGAAGUAGAAAACAUUGCUGCUGAAUUAGCUACCAGGACUAAGAGCUCUGAUACCCCAAUAUGGGAGCUGACCUAUCGUAAAGCUCUUAGAAUUGCUUUAGACAUCUUGAAUAAAAAUUCCUCAGAAGAUACCGGUAUUACAAACUCUAAAGGGUUAUGUGACCAGAGGACGAAUGAAAGGUUUGCACCAUCCACUAAAGCUGGUGAAUCAAUGGCUACAAAAGAAGUUAAACAGAGAAAUACGCCACGAAAGUCCUCUAGUUGCACCAGUAGACAAACAAAAGUCAAGGAGAAGAAUGGAACAUGUGACAACAGUUGCAACAAACAGGAGAAGGGCUUGCUUACAGCAAACUCAAGAACUAUGUCAGCUGGACAAAACUCGGUUAAAAUUGAACCUGUGCCACCAACUAACUACUUGCAUAAUAAGUCUGCGAAAGUAAAUAAGCAAAUAGGGAGAAAGCGUACACGAGAUUCAAGCAGCGAUUCUGAGAAUGAAAUGUCAAAGAAUAAAGAAAUUGUGAAAGGCAGCAAAGGGCAGCAAAAAUCCUCCAAAGGCGCUGCUACUCAAAAGAAAACACAAGAGAAAAAUGAAACAAGUGGUCCAAAAACAGUCAAACAGGAGGUCCAAACUAGCACCAAUAUAAGAAUGUCACCAGAGAGUCCCAAGCCAACUAAGAGGGAAGAUGUUUCACCAAAGUCCUUAUGUACUGAAAACAUCAAGGUACAGAGAUCAGAAAAGCAGCAGACCUGUAGUAAACGUAAACUGAGCUUAACUGGAGACCCAAAAGAACAUAAUGAAUCCAAAGCUUUACUCUCUUCCAAUUUUCAAUCCGACAUCCCAACUGAUAGCCAGUCAGACACGGGGAAGUUGCCAGAUUUGUCUGUUGAGAACUGUUCAGCAGUGGAGGAAUUUUCUAACAGUAAAAAAGAGACCAUUCUACCACCACACAAGCUUUCUGAAGAUUGUGCAGAAAAACCGCAAGAAGAAAGACCAUUAUUACACAGAGCUCGACUGCCAAGGCCAAAAAAGACCCGAAAGGCUAUUAAAGAGGCCACUUUACUGCAGCAUGAGUCUUCAGAGACUGAUACAGAAAGAGCUGUCACCCAUCCCAUAAGCAAAUUCCUACAUCAUCCCAUGCCAGACUUUGAGGAGGAGAGAGGGUUAGCUUCCUCCGAGCUGUCCAUUGAGAUUAGUUCACCAGAGAACCACACACUGAAUCCUUCCAUGCCCGAGGAGGAUCUUGAGGAAGAUGAAGACCUGCCAAAUGUUCUCCUUCAACAAGGACCAGCCUCCAUUGAACCUGGGAUGUUUGUCUGGUGUAAAUUUCGCAAGUACCCAUACUGGCCUUCAGUGGUAAAAACUGUGCGGAGAAAGGAGAAAAAGGCUACUGUGCUGUUUGUGGAGGAGUCAUUAUCCAAUUCCAACCAGAAAAAGAAAGGUUUCUCUGUUUCCUUACGCAAUCUGAAGCCUUACGACUGUACAGAGAAGCAACAGCUUUUGGCCAAAGCCAAAGAAGAUUAUGGAGACUCUGUAGAUUGGUGUGAUGCGGUUAUAUCUGGCUACAGAAUAUGUAUGGGUUGCCGUUCCUUUUCUGGAUCAUUUACAGAAUACUGCACUGCAGACAUCAGUUACCCUGUGAGGAGGGAGUUGAAACAUGGCAAAAUACCUAUGUUCUUCCCUUCAGUUAGCACAGAGGAUUCAGAUUCUCAGUCUGAUGUCACCCCAAGCAAGUCCAAGAUGAACAGGAAGCUACUCCCAGAUCGGCAGCGAGCAGCAAGAGAUCGUGCAAACGAGAAACUGGUAGAAUUUAUAUUGAAAAAUAAACUAGCUGAGAGUCACCUAAAGGACAUCCUUGAAGGGAAGAAGAAAUCGCACUGGCUGAAGGAUUUCCAGGCCUCAACUCACCCCAUGGACUGCAUUGAGACCUACUUGGAGGAUGAGGACCAGAUGGGACUUGUUGUUGGGUAUCUACAGGCUUUAUGUGAACAAAUGAGCAGCACAGCAGAGAAGCUGAUGAACAAAAGCCAACUGGGUUUUAUUCUUGAGGUUCUUCUACCAGAGGCUAUUAUAUUUGCAAUAUCUGAAAUAGAUGAAGUGAAUUAUGAAAAAGCAGAAAAGAAAUACAGAGAAGGGCCGUCUAUCAGUAAGAGGGAAAGGAGUCUGUUUGAUGAGCAAAUUUUGGAAAACAAGAAAUUAAAAGAAUUGGAGAAACUUGCAACCUAAUAAACACAACAUGAAAUUGAACUUGUAAGAUCUGUUGUUACACAGGACUGCGUCAUGUAUGGCAGAGUCUAGUCUAUGCUGUGUUUUGCAAAUUUCUAUGCUGUGUAUUGUAUAUAUUUACCUUUGCCAAAUCUCUAUUUUUGUUCUUACCCUGGUUAUACUAUAGACAAUGAGAACAGCUAAGGGCCAAUAAAAGCUUCACAUGAAAUCUGUUUAACCACUUUUUCAAUACUAGUGGCUUUACUGUGCUGUUUUGCUGCUGUGACAUUUUAUAUAAAAAUUAAAUAAAAAUGUGCUGGUUUUAUUCUAAACCAGAGUAUGCACUGAAUUAAAUUGAAUACCAGGAAUAUUCAUGUCUUCCCCAUAUAUACUUUUUUUGUUGCUGUUUUUCUUCAACGUUUUGCUUUAUUUUUUGUACAUAAAGAAAUCAGAAAACCAUGUUCUAGUCGUACAAUGAUGCUAAAAUCAGUAUGAAGAGUAAAUUGUAAUUAACUACAAUUAAGACUAUCAUGUUUGGGUUUUUUUUGUUUUUGUUUUUUAAAAUCCACUAUUUUUGACUUACAACUCCUAUGUAUGCCUAAACUAUAUCCCCAGAAUAUAUUUGGAAGAGAGGGUCCUCUGCACUAUUUUGUUAUAGAAAAUGUGAGUGUGAUUGAUUUAUUGCUAUAAGCCAAAUAAAUCUUAUACUUUGCCCUGGAACCAUCAAAACUUAGUAUGCUUCUAAACUAAUAAACAUUCCAUCUGUCACAUUAA